Molecule: messenger RNA, 2374 nt
Organism: Perca fluviatilis (European perch)
Lineage: Eukaryota; Metazoa; Chordata; Actinopteri; Perciformes; Percidae
Gene: mtrf1l
Product: mitochondrial translational release factor 1-like
Exons: 8
Coding region: 740-2059 (439 amino acids)
Biological process (GO): translational termination
Molecular function (GO): translation release factor activity
Source: RefSeq, a predicted model, not a curated record
GUAUGACCGGAAUUCUACAAACAGAAGAAGACGUCUUUCUACUGCGCAUGCGUGUCACAUUCAAAAUGUCUGCGCCCUUCAACAAGGUGGUAAAGGAACAAAAUGUGUAUAACAAGCAUUAAUAAUUGGUUGCUAGGCUGUCUUUAGACAAUGUAUGACUGAGACCGGUUUAGUUAUAGCUGCAGCGAUGUUUUCGACAACAGGAUAUAUCUAACGGAGGCAUUUGGCUGUUUGUUUUUUGAUUUCAAGAUCACACAUUGUCUAGUUAGCUAGAAACACUCAGUGAGUUGUUUAUUUUCUCAAAUGCUCUCAUUUGAAUUAGUGGGCUGGAUUUAUCUAUUAGGAUUUUGUGAUUCCACAUUUAAAAAAAAUCCGGUUAGGUUGUGGUAGUCGUCUUCAACAGAAAUACCGCACAAAACUGAUUGUGUUUAGUGAUGUAGCUAAACCUGCUAAUUUCUUUUUAAAAUGUCAUCAAAAUAAAGCACUGCUUGUCGUAAUACCUACAUGGCGAAUUGCCGAAUUAAAGAAUGCCUGUGUCGGAUACAUAAUAUAUCUUAAUAUAGCAAUUACAGAGGUAUACAUUUUGUUAGUAAUAAAAACAUAUACAAUCAUACCAUUUUUGAAUGGAUUUUGGCCGAAUGUUUCUUCCGGACUAGAGGAACGUGUGCCAAAGCCAAGUCAUAUCGGGAUAUGUUUGUUCUGCUACACAGUAAAUUUUCCAAACAAAUCUGCUUACACAAUGGCUUACAGAAGAGCCGUAAACCUCAUUCCGAAAGGAAAGAACUGUGUCUUUAGUCUGUGGAUACCUUGUUUUCAAAAAUCACCAAAUGUCAUCAGGCAAACUGUCAGAUUUCAUAAACACGCCAAUAACUACUGGGGCAGAACUACAAGAAGUCUUCACACUGGUACACCUUUGAUGGUGGCCAAGUUACUCUCUGUGGAUGAGCUUUUUGCCAAGAGGUCUCUGCAGGAAUACCUCAAGAAGAUGGAGACAGAGUACAGUGAAUAUUUGAGAGCAGUCAACAGCAGUGUGACAGAGGAGCAGUACAGUGAGGACGAACUGAGGGUUAAGAGGACCAAAGUGUCCCUGCUGGCUCCUCUUAUCCAGAGCAUCAGAGAGCUGGACACCAAACAAAAAGAGAUGGCUGAGACCGACACACUCCUGAAAGAUGAAGACCCAGCCCUGCGAGAACUGGCUGAGCUGGAAAGUGAAGGAUGUUUGCAAGAUAUUCAACAUCUUAGACAAAAGAUCCUGGAUCUGUUGAUCCCUGAAGAGGAGGCAGAUCUGAGUGACCUUGUCCUGGAAGUUACAGCAGGUGUCGGGGGUCAGGAGGCCAUGCUGUUUACUGAUGAGGUGUUUGACAUGUACCAGGGCUACGCUCAGCACCACGGCUGGUCCUUCGACAUCCUGGAGCACAUGACCAGCGAAAUAGGUCAGUGGACUCACGUCCACGCCCCCCCCCCCCCCCCCCCCCCCUGCAAAUUUUUUUUUUUUUCCCCCCACCGGCCCCUUCAGCGGGUUCCCAGGACUGAAAAACAGAGCAGAAUGCACACUAGCACCAUGACUGUGGCUGUACUGCCCCAACCCACAGAGAUCUCUUUCACUAUAAACUCAAAGGACCUGAGGAUAGAAACUAAGAGAGCGAGUGGAGCUGGAGGUCAACAUGUCAACACCACAGACAGUGCAGUCAGAAUAGUCCAUCUGCCUACAGGCGUGGUUGCAGAGUGCCAGCAGGAACGGUCACAGAUAAAGAACAAGGAGAAAGCCAUGAAGGCUCUGAGAGCAAAACUGUACAGCAUGAAGCUAGAGGAGGAGACUAGCAAACGCUACAACCAGCGUAAAAUACAGAUUGGCACCAAAGGCAGAUCAGAGAAGAUUCGAACGUACAACUUUGCCCAGGACCGUAUAACAGACCACCGUAUUGGCAUGACGGUGCACGACAUUAAGAGCUUCCUGUUGGGAGAGGAUCUGCUGGACGAGAUGAACUCUGCGCUACAGGAAUUCUCCAACCAGGAGAUGCUUGCAGAACUGCUGGGAGAAAACAACCAGGACAGCUGAUGAAUGUGGAUCUGACAAAUAUGGAUUGUGAUAGAAUGGAAACUUCUUGCAACAUGUUCUAGCAAAGCAUGCUAAACACUGUAAUAUCGGUAAUUCCUACUCCCCUUCAAAUUCUGCAAGAAAAACUGAGAUAAAGGACUAUGAUGGAUUAAAAGGCUGACCAAGUCUUAAUGCUUCUGACAAACAAAAAAAGUAUUGCCACUUUAAUGUCUGUAGCAUGUCCAGUGUGUGACAUUGACAGCAAUGUCAGCACAAACAUAAAAGUGGCUAAUAAAAUGACCCAACUAUGGAGUGAUCAUAACACAUGAUCUGUAA